AUGAAUGAGAGGUGGGAGGAUAAAAGGAAAAGCUUGAGGCUUGAAAGCUAUGGUGUUUAUAGCUUGGAAGGAAGGAAAAGCUUGAGGCUUGAAAGCUAUGGUGUUUAUAGCUUGAAAGGAAGGAAAAGCUUGGAGUUAUGCUUGGUGAGGCUUUAUGGAGAAGAUGAUGGAUUUCAAGGGUGA
This is a messenger RNA of Prunus armeniaca (apricot), 183 nucleotides long. The record is from the annotation of a GenBank genome assembly. NCBI's taxonomy places the organism in Eukaryota, Viridiplantae, Streptophyta, Magnoliopsida, Rosales, Rosaceae.